CUUUGGGUCCAGAGACAGUGAUCAGGGAAGUUAUCAAAGCAGAAAACUGCAUAACAAAGAGGUUUGUGUUUGAUGCGUCAAAGAUCGCUGCUCUCCAAUCUGAAUCAACCAGUUCAGUCGUGCCCAAACCUACACGUGUAGAAGCGGUUUCAGCACUCAUUUGGAAAUGUGCAAUGGAAGCGUCAUCAAGAUCAAAGUUGGGGACUCAAAGACAAUGUGUGUUCUGUCAAGAUGUGAACUUGCGCAAAAGGGUUGUGCCACCCUUGCCAGAAAACUUGGUUGGGAAUGUUGUGGGCUCUUUUACAUCGAAGGCUGAAGAGGGUACCAUAGAUCUAAAAGACUUGGUUGCUAAAUUGAGGGAAGGAAUCGACGAACUGAAAGAAAAGUAUGCUAAAAAACUUGUCUUUGAUUCUAAUGAGGCAUGGCAAGGGAUCAAAGAUAAGCACAGUAAGCUGAAAAAUGAUGAUGAAAUGGAGAUUUAUAGCUGCACAAGUUGGUGUAGGUUUCCUUUCUAUGAAGCCGAUUUCGGAUGGGGAAAGCCAUUAUGGGUGAGUGUAAUUAGCAUUGCAAUUAAGAAUAUAAUUGUUUUGAUGGAUAAAGGAGAUUGCAAUGGAAUUGAAGCUUGGUUGACUAUGAGCCAAGAAAGCAUGGCCUUAUUUGAAAGUAAUGUGGAACUGCUCGGAUAUGCUUCUGUAAAUCCAAGUGUGAUCACCACUUAAUUGUGUCCUUAAAUAAAUUGAAAAAAAAAAAAGGGAAGGAACAAAAUUGAUAGCUCAUCUACUGUCUUCAAGCAUAUGAUCUUGUCUAUGUACUGUGAAAGUAAUUGGCCAAAUACAUCCGGUCCCCAUUUGAAUCAUGUUCUAUAUACUCAAUUAUUGGUACGA
Messenger RNA from Prunus avium (sweet cherry), 884 nucleotides. RefSeq names its product cocaine synthase-like. NCBI's taxonomy places the organism in Eukaryota, Viridiplantae, Streptophyta, Magnoliopsida, Rosales, Rosaceae. The record is from RefSeq and is a predicted model, not a curated record.